AGAGGGUGGAGGGGGUGAGAAGCUGACGAAAUGGACACGAAAAGAGAGAGUGGAGGAAGAGAGCGGGCUGUCUCAUUAGGGGGGGAGUAGCAAGGUGUAUAUAAGUUUUUGCGUGAGAGACUGACUUGAUUUGUAAACUUUCACUUGAAGCACAACAAAAAUUAUUUAAAAAAAAAACAACACUGUAAUAGAGGUUAAGAACAUAGACUUUAAAAGCAGACAGCAUAGAUUCAAGACCUCGCUCCACCACGUACCUGCUGUGAGUUCUCAGCCGAGUGACUUCACUUGUCUGUGUCUCAGUUUCCUCAUGUGUAAAAUGCGAUAAUAACAGCACUGUCCUCGUAGACUAGUUGGGAGGAUUAAAUAAGCUAAAACGUGUGGAGUGUUUAGAAUGGUUCCUGGGUGCAGAGUUAAUACUAUGUACGCAUUGGCUGCUGUUAUUACUGUUGUGGUGGUUGUUAUUACUGUUACGAUUUGCCAUUCCCCUAAUUUCCAGUGCACUUUCACACAUCUAAGGCCCCUGGGUGGCGCAAACCAUUAAGCACUCGGCUGCUAACUUAAAGGUUGGCAGUUCGAACCCACCUGGUGGCUCCACUGGAGAAAGGCCUUGUGAUAUGCUUCUGUAAAGAUUACAGCCAAAGAAAACCGUAUGGGGCAAUUCUGCUCUGUAACACGUAGGGUCACCAUGAGUCAAAAUUAGCUUGAGGACAAUGGGUUUUUUUUGGUUUUCAUACUUCUGGGCCUUUGCUAAAUCUGUUCCCUCUACCUGGGAUGUUUCCCCAAACCUCUGCACCUGUUAACACACUGCCCACCCUUUCAGACUCAGAUCAGUUUCUUCCCUGAUCCUCACCCAUCCACCCACCGAACCUUCCCCACCCCAUCAGCCACGGCCCCUUCUCUGACCUCCGUGAUCACACGACCCGUUUAUCCCCCAAAUCAAGCUCUUAUUUCAUGCUGGAUUGUCCAGUUACUUGGAGAACAGGUGACAGGUGAGCUCUUUGCUGGGGGAUGGCAGGAGGCCUUCAGAUUUGACUUGGGGCUUCACUGGCGCAAAGAAGGUACCUCAGUGCCAAGAAAUAGCCUCAAGGUGUUCCAAGAAGGCCAGCCAUCGGCAGCUGAGGUCAGAGGAGGCUGCCUGACAGUGUGCAGCCCCUUUGGGGUAUGGGGUUUCCUUAGUUAAUAAGAGCAUGGGCUUGGAGUCUGGCAGCCCCAGGUUCAGAUCGAGGCUUUAAAAUUUAGUUCUGUAUGGCCUGUGGUCAUUAUUUUUGUACCUUUCUCAUCUUCAUUUAAAAAACGAUACGAUGGUAAAAAAAAAAAAAAAUCCAGUGCCAUCAAGUCGAUUCCGACUCAUAGUGACCCUAUAGGACAGAGUAGAACGGCCCCAUGGAGUUUCCAAGGAGCGCUUGGCGGAUUCGAACUGCUGACCCUUUGGUUAGCAGCCAUAGCACUUAACCACUAUGCCAGCAGGGUUUCCACGAUAGUAAAGGGUCAGCAAAAACGAGAGAAACUCUCAAUGAAAUGGAUCGGCACAAUAGCCACAACAAAUGGGCUCAGGCAUAUUAAAGAUUACGAAGAUGGUGCAAGACCGGCCCAGGACGUUUCGUUCUGUUGUACAUAAGGUCGCCGUGAGUCGGAGCCGACACGACAGCGACUAGCAACAACAGCAUCACUUGCAUCGGUGGGUUUUUGUGAGAAUCUGGUUGGGUUUCUUUUAUGCCGCAAGUAUCUAUUGAGCACUUGCUGUGUGCCAGGCUCUGUGCUGGGCACCAGAUCCAGCAGUGAAUGAGACAGACCCUAUCCCUGCCCCUGGGGGGCUGCCGUUUUUAGGGGAGAAGAUAGACAAGGAGGGAAAGUUCAUAAUGACAGCGCCAUUGCCCCAGGAGGUCGCGCUGGGAAGGAAAUGGUCCGUGGCAAACCUGUGCAUGGUCUUGGACAUAACAGGCCCUCAGCAGUUGGUGCCUGCAAUUAUUACUAUUGCUCUUACCGUAAUUAUUAUAAAAAGGAGUCCAAAAGGGAAAGGAAGUGUUAUAGGAAAAAGGGAUAGUCUCAGUAACAGCACAGGUAGGAGAAGGCAUUUGGCGUGAACAUAAUAAUCAUCUUUUCGGUUGCUGUCAAGUCCGCUCCGACUCAUGGCAGGCAACCUUAAUGUGUAAGAGAAUGAUACGUUGCCUGGUCCUACAUCAUCUCCAUGAUCUUUGAUAUGUUCGAGCCCAUUGUUGUGGUUGUUGGGUCAAUCCAUCUCAGUGAGGCUUCCUCCUUUUGCUGACCAUCUGCUUUACCAAACAUGAUGUUUUUUUUCUAGCAAUGGGUCUUUUCCUGCUGAUGUGUCCGAAGUUACCAAGGCGAAGUCUCACCAUCCACGCUUCUAAGGAAUCAUAGACAGUGUUUACUGAUGCCCUAGUGUGUGCCAGGUACACUGCUGAAGGUUUGCUAGGUACAGACCCCUCACCUCAUCCUGGGAGCUGCUUUUGUUAGCCUCCUUUUAUGGAUGAAGAAAAUGGGGCACAGAGGUGUUGGGCCACUCGUCUCGGCAAGCGGAGGAGCUAGGAUUUGAACCCAGGAAAAAAAAAAAAAGAUUUUUUCUUUUUUUUUUAUUCUUACCUCACCAUUAAAUAUGGGUGAGGGCUUCCGUAGGUGAGUAAUGGGAGGUGAAUAAUGGAAGAUGAGUGAUGGAUGGGGCCUGGGGCCUGGCGGGGAGGGCUUGAACUUGGCCUUGAACCCUGAAGGUCAUGGGGCGUGUCCUCCUGUUGGAUCCCUGGUUGACCCCAAGACACACAAGGUGGGGAGUUACGGCACAUCUUUUUUCAUGAUCCGGAACAGCCAGUGGCAUGAAGUCCCUCCAAGAGUGAGUGGGAAAGGCCGGAUCCUCCUCUCAGCUCCUUUUGGUCUGGUCAGCCUGUGGGUGGCAAGGUCCCUGUAGGGGUGGGCUCAUCACAGGAAGUGCUGGGACAGGUUGACCUGUGGCUGGGAGCCCACAUUUAAAGGUGAGAAUGCUCAGCUGCCUGCUCCUUCAUUGAAAGGAGGCGUUUUUUCACUGUUUCCUUUGUCCCAACUCUGCUUUCUGGGACCUUCUCCACUUAGUACUGGGCACAGGGAGAGCCCAGGCAAAGGGGGUAAUGAGGACCUGAGGGACUGGCGUCUCACUUUAGCCAUUCCUUUCAGAAAUAUCAAUGACUUGCUGGGUCCUGAGCAAACAGGCGCCUUGAGGAGCGCUCUCAUCUUUUUGUGUGUAAUGUCACUGAAACCUCAAGAUGAGUGGUGAGGCAGGCAGCGAGAGGAGGCCUGGUGUGGGAGGAUAGGGGCUUUUGAGUUAGACACCCUUGAGCUGAAACACCAGCUGUCUUGCUCCAGACACUUCUCUCUGGGCCUCAGUUGCCUUGCCUGUAAAAUGGGGACCAUAAUAGUGACAAUCUCAUGGGUUGCUGUGAGGUUUACAGAUAAUGGUUAUGUGUCUCUUGAUGGGAAAUCCUGGUGGCGUAGUGGUUAAGUGCUAUGGCUGCUAACCAUAAAGGUCAGUAGUUCAAAUCCACCAGGCGCUGCUUGGAAACUCCAUGGGGCAGUUCUGCUCUCCUACAGGGUUGCUAUGAGUCGGAAUCGACUCGACAGCAGUGGUUUUUUGGUUUGGGCCUCCUGAUGCAUACCGAUUACUAGUUUCCAUCAAGUCAGCCCCAAGUCACGGCGACCCCGUAUGUGUCAGAGUAGAACUGUGCUCCAUAGGGUUUUCAGUGACUUAUUUUUUGGAAAUAGCUUGCCAGGCCUUUCUUCUGAAGAUCCUCUGGGUGGACUUGAGCUGUCAACCUUUAGGUUAGCGGCUGAACACGUUAACUGUUGGCACCUCCAGGGACUCCACCUGAUGCAUAUUGUUGCUGUUUGGUGCCAUCGAGCUAGUUCCAACUCAUAGUGACCCUUUGUACAACAGAACGAAACACUACCCAGUCUUGCGCCAUCUUCGCAGUCAUUGCUGUGUUUGAACCCAUCAUUGCCUGAUGCCUAGAGAUGCCCAAUAAUUCAUAGCACCAAUGAUGAUCUUGUUCUUCACUCAUUUUACAGAUGAGAAAACUGAGGCUCAGUUUAAAGCACUUCUCUGCCCUUGUUCCCGGAGAUACCUAGGCAAACGUGCAUAUGAAAUAAGAUUUCGAAAAGGUUCCCAGGCCCUCCCAGAGUCCUGAGCUAUUUCCCUUUAGGAAAGGGGUGCUCAACCACUUCGAACCUGGCAGCGAAUCUGGUGAUGGACCUUGAGGAGAUGCUCUCCUCCCUCGGGGUUUCUCGCUGUGAUUUUUUAAGUGCACUGGAAACCUUGGAAAUUCUUCCUCUUCUACGCGCUUGGAGGCACACACGAGAAGGAGGAGGGUCUCCCCACCCCGAGCUGGGCUGUGUUUGUACAGGAGGGAGGUAGAAGGACAGGUUAGUGCCCUUGGCAUUGUAUCCCCAGGUAUAUGCUUCCUCAGAACUAGGACCAGCAAAUCACGCUCUUAAAUCCCACCCCUGGCCCCAGUAAUAUACCCCAAAUAUCCUCAGGAUGAAAUCUAAAUGCUUCUGGGAUAAACCAAGAACAAAAAAAGGUCUAGGUCACCCCGUCUGGGAACAUGGCAUCCAGCAAGGAUUUAUUACUUGCUGACUGUGUGCUUGGUCAAGUCUUUUCACCCUUUGGCUGUCAGCCAUGGCAAAACCUCCAUGAUAAGGAAGCAAGCAGAAGAGCCCUAAACAAUAGUGGUGGGUAAGGAGCAAGAGGAAAGUUAGCCAAAGACUUUCUAGGCAAGAAACAUUGGGACAACCUUUCCAUGAAGAUAUUCCAGAGCCGGCCUCCUAUGGGGAAACUCAAAUCCAGACCCUGGGGCAUAAGCAAGAGUGGUCAGCUGGCCCCAAACAUCACCCUGAGUUUUCAAGACAGCUUUGCAAAUAAAUUUUGCUUAAGGUUUGGAGCGCUGGUGCAAUAGCGGUUAAGAGCUUUGCUGCUAACCAAAAGGUUGGCUGUUCGAAUCCACCAGCUGCUCCUUGGAAACCCUAUGGGGCAGUUCUACCCUGUCCUAUAGAGUCGCUGUGAGUUGGAAUUGACUCGACAGUAGGAUUUGUUUGUUUUUUGUCAAAACAGAUUUUUGUUUUUUAAAUAAUAUUGCAUUCUCAGUGAAGGUUUACACAGCAAUUGAGGUUCCCAUUCAGCAAUUUCUACACAUGUUGUUCAGUGACAUUGGUUACAUUCUUCACAAUGCGUGAAUAUUUUCAUUAUUUCCAUUCUGGUUGUUCUGUUUCCAUUAAUCUAGUUUCCCUGCCUCCUUACAGUCUCAUCUUUGUUUUAAAGUAAUUGUUGACUGGUCUCAUAUAGGUGAUUUUUUAAAGGAGCACAGUACUUAAGCGCGUUAUUCAUUAUUUUAUGAGCCAGUCUAUUAGUUAGCAAGGUGACCUCAGGGGUUAGUGUCAGUUCAGGAUUUUAAGAGUGUCUCAGGGCAGUAGCCUCGGGGGUCCUCCAUUACUGGUCCGGUACGUCUGGUUUUUUUGCAAGGAGGAUUUAAGUUCCGUUCCAUGUUUUUCUCCAGUUCCAUCAGGGUCCAUGUAUUGUGGCCCUGAUCAGAACAGUUGGUAGUGGUAGCUGAGCACCAUCUAGUUCUUGUCACAGGGUAGAUGGGCCAUGGUUCAUGUAGACUAUUAGUUCUCAAAACAGACCUUUUUAAAAUCAUGCUAGUGGGCUGGGGGAAGACUUUGAGUAGUAAGUAUGCAGAGACCAAAAAGCUUGCUAUGUGCCUAUAUCAGUUAGACUGUGAGUAGUAGAAACCUAAUUCAAAAUAAAUUAAGGUGGGAGAAAAGAGGAAUUUAUUAGCUCAGGUAAAUGGAAAGUCCAAGGCAGAUUGCUUGCAGGUUAAGCUGUAUCCAGGUGCUCCAACAUGUUCGGUUACUACCUCUUUCCUUCUCUUUCAAAUAUGCUUUCGUCUAUCGUGUCUUCAUUCUUAGACCUGGUUCCUCCAGUAACAGUUCCAGGCACACGUGCUACUAGGUUAGCAACCUCAACUAAAAGAGUAUCAUUUCCCCAGUAUUCUUGCAGAUCCUGGGCUUGAUUAAUAUUGGCCUACCUGGGGUCUUGUGCCCACCUCUGAACAUCUGUGUCAUCUCACUGGCCAGGCGUGAGUCACUGACCCUUGGUAUGGGGUCAGCCCCCUCCUAGUCACAAGGACUGUGACCCAGAAGAUGGGAGGUGGGUUCGGGGCAGGCAGAGUAACAGAUGCCCACUCCGGUGCCCAGCAAGUUGGAGCAGAAAUGAAAGGGAAAGGCAGGAUUUCUGCCCUGAGGGAGAAAGUAGAGAAGGGAACUGCUGUUAAUUGAGCAUUUAUUCUGCCCCAGUAUGGCCUCCGGGCCUUUAUGUGUAUGUAGCUGCUGUCUCUUAUUUCACAAAUGAGGAAAUGAGGCUCAGAGAGGUUCAGUGACUUGCCUAAGGCCACCCAGCCAAUAGCUGGGGAAUUCAAAAUCAGGUCCAUCUUCCUGCAAAACCUGUUCUCUUUCUACCAUCCUGUGAAGCCUGUGUACCAGGGGGCAGUGGUGGUUCAGUGGUAGAAUUCUUGCCUUCCAUGUGGGGGACUCGGGUUCUAGUCCCAGCCAGUGCAUCUUAUGCGCAGCCACCACCUAUCUGUCAGUGGAGGCUUGCAUGUUGCUCUGAUGAUGAACAGAUUUCAGCAGUUUCCAGACUAAGAUGGACUAGGAAGAAAGGCCUGGCAAUCUUCCGAAAAUCAGUCAGUGAAAACCCUAUGAAUCACAACAGCCUGGUCCACAACCGAUCAUAGGGAGGGUACAGGACUGGACAACUUUUUCUAUUGUGCACAGGGUCGUCCUGAGUCGGGGAACAACUUGACAGCAACUAACAACAGCUGUGUGCCUUGCUCUACUUGAGUGGAUAAAAUGUUCAAGGACUCCAGGUCGUAAAUGCUGACUGUCAUAAGUCAACUCUGUGGUAUGUUAAAAGAUGCCCUGGUGUGACCUCCUGUGGCUGACAGAGGCAGGCCUGCCCUGUGCCCCAGCCUGGUUCUCCUGUUCUGGGUGGCUGGACAUGAACCGGCAUAGGGUAACCUCACCAGGAUGCCCACAGAUGCCCAGCCGGCAGAGCCUACCCCACCCUCAGGAAUCCUUGCUUUGCCAGGGGUCUGCCAGUGGACAACCUUGGCGAGCAAGGUCAAGGGCUAGAGCCCAGGGAUGAGAGCAUCCAGGGGAGAUGUGAACCUGGCCCGCAGCCCGCUGACCCGUCGCUGAAGCAGGCCCCCAGGCUGGGCCUGCCCCACCCCUGGCCCAGCAUGCGCUUGUCCGUGCGGAGGCUGCUACUGGUGGCUGGCUGUGCCCUGGCCUUGGUGCUGGCAGUCCAGCUGGGCCAUCAGGUGCUGGAGUGCCGGGCGGUGCUGGCAGGCCCGCGGAGUCCCUGGCAGGCCAUGCGGCCGGAGCAGGAGGAGCUGGUGAUGGUGGGCACGAACCAUGUGGAAUACCGCUAUGGCAAGGCCAUGCCGCUCAUCUUCGUGGGCGGCGUGCCUCGCAGUGGCACCACACUGAUGCGCGCCAUGCUGGACGCCCACCCUGAGGUGCGCUGUGGAGAGGAGACCCGCAUCAUCCCCCGUGUGCUGGCCAUGCGUCAGGCCUGGUCCAAGUCAGGCCGUGAGAAGCUGCGGCUGGAUGAGGCGGGCGUGACGGACGAAGUGCUGGAUGCUGCCAUGCAGGCCUUCAUCCUGGAGGUGAUCGCCAAGCACGGUGAGCCAGCCCGCGUGCUGUGUAACAAGGACCCCUUCACGCUCAAGUCCUCCGUCUACCUGUCGCGCCUUUUCCCCAACUCUAAGUUCCUACUGAUGGUGCGGGAUGGCCGGGCUUCCGUGCACUCCAUGAUCACACGCAAGGUCACCAUUGCGGGCUUUGACCUCAGCAGCUACCGUGACUGCCUCACCAAGUGGAACAAGGCCAUUGAGGUGAUGUACACCCAGUGCCUGGAGGUGGGCAGGGACAAGUGCCUGCCCGUGUACUAUGAGCAGCUGGUGCUGCACCCGCGGCGCUCCCUCAAGCUCAUCCUUGACUUCCUUGGCAUCGCCUGGAGCGACGCCGUCCUGCACCACGAGGACCUCAUUGGCAAGCCGGGCGGCGUCUCCCUGUCCAAGAUUGAACGGUCCACGGACCAGGUCAUCAAGCCUGUAAACCUGGAAGCACUCUCCAAGUGGACGGGCCACAUUCCUGGGGAUGUGGUGAGAGACAUGGCCCAGAUUGCCCCCAUGCUGGCUCGGCUCGGCUAUGACCCCUAUGCAAACCCGCCCAACUACGGCAACCCUGACCCUAUUGUCAUCAACAAUACACACCGGGUCUUGAAAGGGGACUACAAAACACCAGCCAAUCUGAAAGGAUAUUUUCAGAUCUCUGCAAGUGGCUUUCUGUGGCCAAGAAGAGAAGAAACUUGGAAUUCGAGUGGAAAUCGGACCUCUAAUCCAAGCAUAUUGCUUGCUAUUAAUCGCCAAAACGGGACUGCAAAUGAGGAAUGGCUUUGCAUAUGUUUGCAAAAGCGGAAUCUUUGAAAACUUAACCUUGAAGCUCUCUUAUCUUUGGACACGCGAGGGCAGAGAGCAAAGCCUGGGGAAGUAGUCCAGCUUUUGAAACUUAGGUAUUUUAUGUUUUUCCCCUCAAGAACUUUUUUUUUUAGGAAGUGGAUCUGCCGUCCUUGUUAAUUUGUGGGACUGCCUUGGUGGCUUUGUUUGCCGGGGGAAGGCCCACAGCCUGUGCCUCUCCUAUUCACCCUGACUUUGAAUUCAAAGAAUCUAUUUAAGAAUUUAAUAUAUGAGGUUUUCUUUGAUUCCUCUUCACUUCUAUUUUGUUUCACAGAGGGGGAAAAAAAAACUGAAUAAAAUGAACAGGGGCUCA
Messenger RNA from Loxodonta africana (African savanna elephant), 8868 nucleotides. RefSeq names its product tyrosylprotein sulfotransferase 2 (gene TPST2). Bases 7275 to 8525 code for a protein of 416 amino acids. Gene Ontology annotation, molecular function: protein-tyrosine sulfotransferase activity. The record is from RefSeq and is a predicted model, not a curated record. Gene Ontology annotation, cellular component: Golgi apparatus. The transcript is spliced from 7 exons. Gene Ontology annotation, biological process: peptidyl-tyrosine sulfation. Lineage: Eukaryota; Metazoa; Chordata; Mammalia; Proboscidea; Elephantidae.